Trametes versicolor FP-101664 SS1 is the source of this 2196-nucleotide messenger RNA. RefSeq lists its product as uncharacterized. Gene Ontology annotation, molecular function: mRNA binding. Gene Ontology annotation, cellular component: nucleus; cytoplasm. The transcript has 4 exons. Lineage: Eukaryota; Fungi; Basidiomycota; Agaricomycetes; Polyporales; Polyporaceae. Bases 120 to 1730 code for a protein of 536 amino acids. The record is from RefSeq and is a predicted model, not a curated record.
AUUGUCCACUCCCUCAUCUUUGCUAACCUCUCCAUUAUUUCCAUCUAACGAGUCAUCUUCACGAACGGCUUUGUAUCAUCCUCCUCUAAUUCCCCUCAGGCAUCACCGGCAUCGACAUCAUGACUAGCUCCUCCUCGACCCCGGACCUUGCCUCCCAGGUCGCCACCCUCUCCCUCGCCUCGCAGCCCUCCCAGCAACGUCUUCAUGAUACUUACGAUUACGAAGGCAACGCAGGCGGCAACGGUAGAAAUCCAUACCACUACUCUACAUCCCCUCCUAUCCCCGCCCAGUCCCAGUAUAACCCCCUCAGCAUGAAUCAGUCCCCCCUCAAGAACAAGCCUUCGCGUGCCGGCCUGCCUACCCAAUGGCUCGAUAACGCGGGGGGGAUUCCUGACAAUCGCUCUCUGUCGCCGCCUAACAACUCCGAUCUGUCCUCCUCCGGCGGGUCCCCUCCUUUGAGCCACAUGCACGCCCCGCCUAUGACUCCAGGCACACCGUUGGGCGACGACGAAGUCAUACCCACCGCGAUCGUCAUAAAGAACAUCCCCUUCAACGUUAAACGUGAGACUUUGCUUGACAUAAUUGCGUCGCUGUCCAUUCCGACUCCUUACGCGUUCAACUAUCACCUUGACCAGUCCGGCCAGUUCCGCGGGUUGGCCUUCGCGAACUUCCGCCAGUCCGUCGAUGCAGACGCCGUCGUUGCAGCGCUCAAUGGCUUCGAUGUCCAGGGCCGCAAGCUCCGAGUUGAGUACAAAAAGGUGCUCCAAGCCGGGGAGAAGGAACGGAUCGAAAGAGAGAAGGCUAUCCGCCGCAUGCGUUCCAUGCAGCUGGAGAAGGAACAACAACAGAUGCAGCAAGGGGGAUACGACGAUUACGGCACCGUUCUGUCGACGCCGUUCACGCCCCAGCGUUCGUUCUCGGCAUCUAACGUGUACCAGAGCUCGCAGUACUCGCCUCCGCAGAUGCCGCCCCUGCCUACGUCCCAGUCUUUCACGGUGGCCUCUCCUCCGCUGCCCUCGGUCUCUCCCGGGGCUGGGAUCAAGUCGCCCUCCACCGAGUUGGACCUCAACGACCCGUCGACGCUCGAGAUCUACUCGCGGAUCCUCCUUUUCAAGGACGACCCGAUGCGCGACGAGCUUGCGUUCUCGCGCACGUUGUCCCCCAAGCAGCGCCGUGUGGUUCACCUCGUGGCCCAGAAGCUCGGUGUCUACCAUUAUUCUGUCGGAGAAGGCGACGAGCGUUACGCAGUGGUUACUCGCUUCGAUCCCAAUGCUAACGGCGCCGGUCCUGGUUCGCGCCAGACACUCUCCCGCGCCCCGGCCUCGUACCUCUCGGCGACGGCUCCCAUGACUGCAUCGUCUCUCCGCGUCAAGAAGUCAAUGCCGGACAUGAAGAGUCUUCAAGCUCAAACCCCUCGUCUCACCACUCGGGCCUCGAACGGGAACAUUCGCGAAGGCUAUGCCACCAUCGCUUCCCCUUCGCGUCGCUCUCCGGGCUUUGCGUCCUUAUUUGGCAACGGCGGCGCUUUCGGCAACAAUGGCAUCCCUCCGGUCCCCACCCUCCCUUCCAGCGUCUCCGGCAUGAACGGUGGCGGCAUGGAUAGCCCCACCGUUAUGCGCCAGCCCCGCGGGCCUGGCGUCGGUGGCUUCGAGUCCCGGAGGGAGCGCCGCGAGAGCCAGACCAACCGCGGUGGCUUCGAGGCGCGCUCGCACGAGCCGCUGGAAAUCUAAAGGGCAGCAUCUGCGCAAGCGUAUUGUAUGCGGGGCCCGGGCGAUGUUUCACGGCGGACUCGUUACAUGCUAUAUCCCGUUCGUAAACAGACUCGCCACCCUCGUUUCGCCACCCUGCUCUUCCCCCUCUCCCGCUGUCGUGGUUUUCUGCUCUUUUUCCCUUUCCGAUCCUACGCUGCUCUUCGUGUUUGCGGUCGUGCUGCGUGUUUUCCCCAGGAACGCUCCGCGUGCAUCUCUCCUGUUCCCAUUAAUCCCGGCCGGCGGCCGCCUCUGCAGCGCAAGCGGGCGCGCGCCGGCCAACCCCCUCCCCGCCGUUUGAAAAGGCUCCCUUUGUGUCCCGGUCUCUCCUCUCGUGUGUUUCCGCCUCUUCUUGCAUGCCUCCCCCAAGUACUUACUACCAACCAUCACAAGUCCACGUACCAUAGUCCACUCCCCGCCCAUGCAUUCAUGCUCGACUGCUCCUCUU